Molecule: messenger RNA, 4148 nt
Organism: Cyprinus carpio (common carp)
Lineage: Eukaryota; Metazoa; Chordata; Actinopteri; Cypriniformes; Cyprinidae
Product: TRPM8 channel-associated factor homolog
Source: RefSeq, a predicted model, not a curated record
UACACUUUUACUGUCAUGUGACCAUUUAUUUUGGAACCACCCAUCAUUUCUGCCAGACUUUGAUAUGGAGAAACACACAGGAGGAGUGGAAGGCACCCAUUCACUUUAAAACUAUUUUUGGCUUGUCAAAGUUAUAACAGAUGUAAUGGUUGUUACAUCAAAGUAAAUUUAUCCAGGUAUUAAAAUAUUUAUGAUACAUUUAGGUGAUUUAGCAAUAAAACAUUUAAUUGUUAUUUUUAAUUAAAAUGCACAGCAACAAUAAAACAGUAAGAUUCAAUGACAAACUAGCUUACAAAAUGUUUAUUAACAAAAAUGAUAAGAUGAGGCAUGGCAUAUGCCUACACUACAUGCUGUAUUAGACUACAUAGCCUAAUGACUAAUAAAUUACAGAACGUUUAGCAAGCAAACACUCAGGAAUCAAAAAUAAAAAAUAAAAUAAAAGAGAGCCUCCAUAGCAUAACAUGAUGUAAACAGCAAAGAUAAGCUUUUCAAAAUGAAAUCAAAACAUUUUCAUAACUAAUUUUAUUGCACAUUUUUUUCUUAGUAACUAUAACUGAUUAUAGUUAAAUUUAUUUUGUAAUUAAAUUACAUAACACCAUUACAUGUAACUAGAUACUCCCCAACACUGGCCAUAGUCAAAUCCACGAACUCAUUCUCACAGUAGUUAAACAUAGCUAAGUGAGGAAGAACAUUUCUGUAUCUCCAGAUGAAGGUGCGAUUAUGAGAUACCUGUCACUAUACUGUGCCGGAAGGAACACAGAGUCGAGAAUAAUCAAGAGGCUCUUUAUUAAUCCAACACAGGCGUAAAUCCAAUAUGGACCACAGGAGGAAGACACACAAACUGACUUGUUUGUAGACCCGACAAAACUGAACUGAAAGGACAAGGCUUAUAAAGACAUGAUAACGAGGAGCAGACAGGACUGAAAACCACUCAGUAUCAUUUUACUUCAUACGCUCUAGUUGAACAAACCCAGUGCUCAUACCCUGUGAAACUGGUUGAGAGUGAUUGUUUUUAACGGACUUACUAAUCCACCAUGGCAUGUAAACAGAACUACUACACUAUCAUGAAUGGGCUGCAGGAGCUUGAUUUCCAAGCGAACGCAGUGCCCAGUGAUCUUGUACUAAUUGGUGAAAGUGCCUUUCCACUUGCCAUAAAUCCAAGAGGUCAGGUGCUGAUGGCUGCAUCUCACUAUGGUCAGGGACGUGUGGUGGUGUUGGGACAUGAGGAAUACCUAAGACGCUUCCCUGUCCUGAUAAAGAAUGCCAUAAUGUGGCUCAUGCCUUGUACUGGUGAUGCUGGCAUUGUAGGGAUUCAGAAGAGUUUACGUUCAGUAGCUGAAAAAUUGAACUAUUGCCCUAUCAAGACAGAGCUAGGAGACUUUCGGAAUGGAUUAGCUGUAUAUAUCACAGAUGCUUACAGUGUCGGGAGCUGUGCAAAGGAUCUGAUUGCUUUCAUCAAAGCUGGGGGUGGCUUGAUCAUUGCUGGCCAGGCCUGGCAUUGGGCUGCAACCCACCCGCAAGAAAACACUAUAAAGAACUUCCCAGGAAACAAGGUGUGCAGUGUUGCAGGAAUUUACUUCUCGGAACACUAUGGAGAUGUUGGCAUCUUUCCUGUUCCAAGAAACAUUCCUUCUAAUUGGAUUGCUGUAUCUAUGUGCAAGGACUUUAAAGAUGACCUAAAGUUCCUGCUAGAAGGUGUGUCUGAGUUCGACGUCCAAGGUGGGGAUAUAGCAUCUGAGGUGAUGGUGCACGGACCAUUAGCAUUUCCCAUUGCAGUCACUCCAGCUGGAAAAACAUUCAUUGCUGGUGCCUAUUAUGGGCAAGGUAGAGUAAUUCUGUUGUCACAUGAAGGCUACAUGGGCCGGGACUCUCUGUCCACUUUCCUGAUCAACGCUAUCAAGUGGCUUGAUGAGGGUCGCAAGGGUGUUAUUGGCAUCCUACCCAGCCUACAGGCAGCCCACACAGUACUGAGCAAAUCUGGUUUAGAUUGUCAGUUGACUGGUUUCAGAAAAGAUCUAAGCGUCUACGUUUGCACUUCAUACAGUGAUGCCCAGUGUGCAGAGAUCCAAGAUUUUGUUGCUGAAGGCGGAGGUCUUAUGAUUGGGGGUCAUGCAUGGUAUUGGGCUCAGACCAACUGUGGCUGCAAUGUGAUGACCGAUUAUGCAGGAAAUCGCAUUCUUAAUAAGAUGGGACUUUGUCUCUUGGACAGCACUUUGGCUGGGGGGUUAUAUAAAGCCCCAAAAAUAGAGAAUAGGUAUAAAGAGGUGUACCACUUUCGUAGCAUGCUACAACGCUUUGCUGAACAUGUAAGCCUGGGGCAUGAACUGACGAAUCAUGAACAGAGCUUCUUGAAACAGCUGGGCAAUGACUGUGCCAGUUACCUUAGCAUGCGAUCAUAUGACAGUGCCGCCUAUACUUCAAUGGUAGCACUUCUUAGUGACAUAGUGAAGAAGGUAGGUGUUCCACAAGUGUGUAGUAAAUGCCCUGUUCAGAGUGAAAAAGACCGCCUAAUGCUCCACAUUGGGAUUGAGGUAUACAAAGUGACUCCCGAUCCUGAUGCCCUUAUUCCAUACAUCAUUAAGGACAGACCUAACUUGCCGACUGUGUCUAAUGCAAGAGUUCGGAUCAGUGCCAACACUGCAGCUUAUGAAGAAUGGAUAAGCACAGGCUUAUAUCUUUCUCCUGGUAUGAAGACAAACAUAGCAGUACCUCCAGAGAUUGUUGGGAAAAAUUGGCAGGUGCAGCUUGGUUGCCAAACGGAUAACAUUGGUGGAUCAGAUGUUCUGAAACGGGCUCCUGUGGUCCAUGAGCGAUUCCCUUUGGACACAGAGAUGGUCCAAGUCUGCAAUCUAUGGGGAGGGCUCAUCUACCUAAUAGCACCUCCUCAAAGCAAAGUGGAUGGGGUGGAAAUUGUCGUGCAUGUCUCAGUACAGGCUCCAUACUUCAAGUCUGGAGAGACCAGUGUAGCUGACUGGGUGGACAGGAUCCGUCAGGCACCUGCCCCCUGGGCGGAGCUUGAAUUUGAGAACAUCAUCAUAACUUUAGAAUCAGAAUAUAUAAGGAAUCUGGACUGCCCUGAUGAAGUGGCUAAACUUUGGGAUACCAUAAUGAGAAGCAUUGCUGACCUGGCAGCAAGGCCUGGCAAGUUCCCCCGUAAGGAGCGGUUUGUUGCAGAUGUUCAGAUCUCUUACGGUUUCAUGCAUGCUGGAUAUCCCAUCAUGAUGCACUCUACCUCUGCCCCAGAACUUGUAAAUGUCCAGGAAGCCUAUAAAAGUGGUUUGUGGGGACCCAUUCAUGAGCUGGGUCAUAACCAGCAGCGUGGAGUUUGGGAGUUCAGUCCACACACCACUGAGUGCACUUGCAACCUAUGGUCAGUGUACGUACAUGAGGAAGUGCUGGGUUUGAAUAGGUCUAAUGCUCAUCCAGAAAUGACUCUAGAAAACCGCCAGGCUCGUACCACGAAGUAUUGCAGUGGCGGUAAGGAUUUAAACAGCUGGAGUAUGUGGACGGCACUUGAGACUUACAUGCAGCUUCAGGAAAAAUUUGGCUGGGAUGCUUUCAAGAAAGUUUUUACUGCCUACCAAGAUAUGAAUGGAGUGCCAAACGACAAUGCAGGCAAGAUGAAUUUAUAUGCUGAGACCUUCUCCAAAGUGGUCAACCUGAAUCUUUGCCCCUUCUUCAAAGCGUGGGGUUGGCCCAUCCAGCCCAGCACAGAAGAGAAAAUCUCUCAUCUCCCUGAGUGGAGUGACCAUCCUAUGGUCCAGUAUGCAUAAGAACAUCUCAGAUAGCUGUUAAAAUGUUUUAAUGUUGCUAAUGAGUAAAAUUAUAUAUGCUUAUGUCAUUUGAAAUGAUUUUUGUUCUCAUUUUGCUUAAGUAGAUGAACAAUUGAUUCUUAGCAAUGUAAAGCAUAGAAUGUGGCUUAAAUUUUAAAUAUUCAGAUUAAGACUUAAGCGCUUGUUAUUGGUGGGUAUAGUCCAAGUGGACUAAGGUUAAGCACAACCAGAAAAUGCAUGUUUUUCUUAGACUCUGGGUGGUACAUAAUGUUGAUGUUCUUUGAAAAUACGGAAUUAAGACCUGUUGCUGAUGCUCAACAGAUUUAAUAAAUUCAGGGGUGACACUUUAUAAUAACUUUCAUUAAUAAAUUAUUA